AUGGUCAGGGAUGAACUAGAAAGGGAAAAAAUGGGAGCCAGAGCAAGCAAGAGAGCAUGGAAAUUCGAAAGAAAACUGGAAGAAGGUAAAGGAGGAAAAAUAGCAAAGAAAUGUUUGGAAGAAAUGAAAGACAGAUGGAAGAAGGAGAGGAUAAUAGGAAGAUGGGAGCAGGAGAGAAGGGAUUACUUGGAGGGUAUCGGUGUAGAAAUGGGACGGGAGGAGGGACUGACGGAGGAGGCAUUAGAAUACAAGGAGAAAGCGAAGCAAAGACAAGAAGGAAUGGGAAAGAUUAUGGAAUCGAAAUACAACAGGUGGUAUAAGUUUAUAAGGAAGGAAGGGAUACCGGAUUAUUUAAAGAAAGGCUGGGAGGAGGCAAGAUGGAGCAGAAUUGCAAGGUUUAGAUUGGGCAACGAGAUCAGGGAGGGACUAUACUGGGGAAAAGAGGAAGAAAGUGCAGGAUAUAUAAGGUCAGAGAAGGGGAGCACAGGACAAAAGGAAGGAAUGGAGUUUAGAGCGAAGGUGACAGUAGAGAAAGAGAUGCUGGAGAAACUGAUAAGGGAUCAAACAAAGGAAACACUGAGAGGACUGAAAAAGGAAAUAAAAGACCAGAGAGAGGAGAUUGAGAGCCUAAAGAGAAAAAUACGCAAGCUGGAACAGGGCGCGGGUAAAAGAAAGAGGGACGAAAGCGCGCAGAGCAGGGGCAGGCAAGACGAAAUAAAAUGGUGGUCCGACGACGAUGAGAGAAAUGACGACGAGAGAAGGAAGAAAAAUAUAAUAAUAAGGAUAGAGAGAAACAGAUGGAUGGGAAAGGGAACGAAUUGGGAGAAGGUGAGGCAACUGCUCUCUGAGGAACUGAAUCUAAAGGUAGAAAUGAAGAAAGUAAGCGUAAUAGGGCUGAGAGGAGAAUGGCUGACGAUGCUGGUGAGGCUGGGAAGUGAAAAAGAGAAAUGGAGGGUAUUAGACGCGAGGAGGAGGGCAGGGAGCAGACUAAAGGUUAAGAUGGACGAAGAUAAAUCCGUAGAAAGAAGAAUUAGAGAAGGAGAAGAGAAGAAGAAGAGAAAGGAGAGGAGGGAAGAAGACGGUAGGAUUACAAAAGGAUCAGAAGAAGAUGAGAUAGCGAGCGAGCUUGAGAAGAGCUUACUAAUAGAGACAGAAAAAGAAAAAAAAGAAAAAACAAAGGCCGAUAGUAGUAGUAGUAGUAGUAGUGGCAGUGGCAGUGGCAGUGGCAGUGACAGUGGCAGUGGCAGUGGCAGUGGCAGUAGUAGUGGUAGUCGUAGUGGCAGUGGUAGUCGUAGUGGUAGUGGCAGUGGCAGUGGUAGCGGUAGUGGUAGUCGUAGUGGUAGUCGUAGUGGUGGUGGUAGUAGUAGUGGUAGUGGUAGUAGUAGUGGUGGUAGUAGUAGUAGUGGUAGUAGUAGUGGUGGUGGUAGUAGUGGUGGUGGUAGUAGUGGUGGUGGUAGUAGUGGUAGUAGUAGUAGUAGUAGGAAAAAAGACAGACGCGGAGUCUUCUCGUUCAGACAAGGACGCAAUACGCUUUAA
This is a messenger RNA of Temnothorax curvispinosus, 1536 nucleotides long. Its product is annotated as keratin, type I cytoskeletal 9-like. The record is from RefSeq and is a predicted model, not a curated record. NCBI's taxonomy places the organism in Eukaryota, Metazoa, Arthropoda, Insecta, Hymenoptera, Formicidae. The coding region runs from base 1 to 1536 and encodes 511 amino acids. The transcript has 3 exons.